AUGAAAAUGGUGCUGUCACAAAGACAACGUGAAGAAUUAAAUAAAGCAAUUGCCGAUUAUCUUAGUAGCAAUAGUUAUCACAAUGCCUUGGAAGGAUUAAAAAAAGAUGCAGAUAUGCCUGGCGAAGUAGAAAAUAAAUAUGGUGGCUUACUUGAGAAAAAAUGGACAUCUGUAAUUAGACUGCAAAAAAAGGUAAGCGAACUUGAAUCCAAACUUUCUGAGUAUGAAAAAGAAAUAAAUUCUGGAGCUCCAAAAAGAGCAUUACGAUCUCCAAGUGAUUGGAUACCAAGAGCCCCUGAAACACACUGUUUAACUGGUCACAGAGAGACUGUCAUCAAAGUUAUAUUUCAUCCUGUUUUUAAUAUUCUUGUAUCUGCAAGUGAAGACGCAACUAUAAAAAGUUGGGAUUAUGAGACUGGCGAGUAUGAGAGAACUUUAAAAGGUCAUACAGAAGCUAUUCAAGAUAUCGCAUUUGAUGAAAGUGGCAAACUAUUAGUUUCCUGUAGUGCUGAUAUGAGCAUAAAGCUGUGGGAUUUUAGUCAAACAUAUGAAUGCAUCCGUUCCAUGCACGGUCAUGAACAUAGUGUAUCUGGAGUAUGUUUUCUUAAAGGAGGAGAUUUCAUAGUUUCUUCUUCAAGGGAUAAAACAAUUAAAAUGUGGGACGUAAAUACGGGAUACUGUGUUAAAACAUUUACUGGUCAUCGUGAAUGGGUCAGAAAAAUCAAAGUUUCCCCAUGUGGUCAAUUUUUAGCCUCAUGUUCUAACGACCAUACUGUAAAAGUUUGGAUAAUUGCUGCAACCCAGUGUAAAGCUGAUUUACGAGGACAUGAACAUGUAGUCGAAUGUAUAGCUUGGGCACCAGUUGCAUCGUCAUCAGCUAUUAAUGAAGGAGCUGGAGUAGAUCAGAAAAAAAAUGGUUAUGAAGGUCCAUUUAUAAUAUCGGGAUCAAGAGAUAAAUCAAUUAAGAUGUGGGAUGUCGCAUCACGUUCAUGUUUAUUUACUAUGAUUGGACAUGAUAAUUGGGUACGUGGUUUAGUUUUUCAUCCUGGUGGUAAAUAUGUUAUAUCAGCAAGCGAUGAUAAAACACUUCGAAUUUGGGAUUUGGCAAAUAAACGUAAUAUGAAAACACUAUUGGCUCAUGGACAUUUUUGUACUACAGUUGAUUUCCAUAGAUCACAGCCAUUUGUAAUAACAGGUAGUGUAGAUAAGACUAUAAAAGUUUGGGACUGCCGUUAA
Molecule: messenger RNA, 1236 nt
Organism: Macrosiphum euphorbiae (potato aphid)
Lineage: Eukaryota; Metazoa; Arthropoda; Insecta; Hemiptera; Aphididae
Source: the annotation of a GenBank genome assembly